Messenger RNA from Cadophora gregata, 654 nucleotides. RefSeq lists its product as uncharacterized. The record is from RefSeq and is a predicted model, not a curated record. Lineage: Eukaryota; Fungi; Ascomycota; Leotiomycetes; Helotiales; Ploettnerulaceae. The coding region runs from base 1 to 654 and encodes 217 amino acids. The transcript has 4 exons.
AUGAACCUCACAGCUACAAUCAAGCACUUGAUCCUCCUCACGCUUGCCGUCUUCUUCAUCGUAAGCAGUUCCGUAAUCGCUGCCACAGCCGAAGACUUCAACGUCGUCAAAGGAGAGCUACUCCCCCAAGGCUUCGAAUACGCUCCUCUUCGCAUGACCGGCUCAAUCGGCGAUAUCGCACUGAAACAUACCGGUACCAUCGAAGAAAUCCUGGCCAAAGUCGCAGCUGAGAACCCCGGUUUCAAGGCUGAGGAUAUUCUCACUGCAGCUGGAGCCGAUGUUGAAACUCUUGAUAUGCUAGACAAGCGAACCAAAUCCGACUUCUACUGCUGGCCAUUUGAUGGCCAACCAACUUGGAGACCAGCUGUGAACAAGUAUAUCUCUGAGGGCAUCGCGUAUCUGAAGCGUGUCCAGGGUCUUUGCUGGGUUGAUGGGCAUAAGUGCUCUAGAAUCAGCUGUUCGUGGGGAAGUGCUAUUAGUUUGUGCAAUGUGACACCUGUCACUAAAGGUCUAUCCUGCGGUUACAUGGCUUCGUACGCUCAAGAGAUCAAGGAUAGAUGUACCAUUAGGGAGAGAAAGCAACCAGACAGAUGUGGAGGGCAAUUCUGGGACACUGAGGGCUACAAUAUCAAUGUCUUCAAUGACAAGUGCUGA